GAAACUCUUCACAAAAUGUCGUCGCCGUAGGUAUUCACUGGAGAGAACCCGUGUCCCCCGGCUCAGAGACAUUUUCCAACUGAAAUACCUGCCACACCUUCCCACAUUGCAAGACCCUUUCACACUCUCAUUGACCCAAUUAAACCCCUUCUGAGCCUUCUCUCUCCUCUCCUUCAUGAAUGGCACUUGCACUCACAAACUCCUCAAGCAAUCUCUUCACACCACCACCACUCACUUCCCACUCCCACAAAAUGGUUUCACUCUCACUUCCCAGCAAUGUGGAACCAUCUUACAGUCACUCACCAACACCAAAUCCUUCACCAAAGGACAGCAACUCCACGGCCACAUGACCACUUGUGGCGCUCUCCGAGACAACACUUACCUGAACACCAAACUCGCUGCAUUUUACGCGACUUGUGGCCGUAUGGCCGAGGCCCAGUUGAUUUUUGAUGGGAUCGAGUUGAAAAAUUCGUUCUUGUGGAAUUUCAUGAUCAGGGGCUAUGCUUGUAGUGGGCGCUCUUUGAAGUCCAUUGCUUUGUACCGCGAAAUGUUUGGUUUUGGGUGGAAAACGGACAAGUUCACGUACCCGUUUGUUCUUAAGGCCUGUGGUGACUUGUUGCUUGAGAAAAUUGGGAGGAAGGUUCAUGGUGAGGUAUUGGUUAGUGGGUUGGAGUCAGAUAUUUACGUGGGUAAUUCUAUGCUUGCGAUGUACUCAAAGUUUGGGGAUAUGGGGAUGGCGAGGAUGCUGUUUGACAGAAUGCUUGAGAGAGAUUUGACUUCUUGGAACACAAUGAUAUGGGGCUAUGUGAAAAACGAGAACCCAAAAGAGGCUUUAGCGGUAUUUUAUAUGAUGGGAAAAGCUGGAUUGAGUGUGGAUGGGACUACUUUGCUUGGUCUCCUCUCUGCUUGUGCUUGUCUGAUGGCCUUGAAGUCAGGGAAAGCCUUACAUUGUUAUGCUGUUCGAAACAAUGCUGAAUUUUCUAACAAAUUUUUGAGAAAUGCUCUUAUUGAAAUGUAUUCUAGUUGUAACUCUAUAGCUUAUGCAAGGCGACUAUUUGAUGAGGUGAAGUUGAAAGAUGCAGUUUCAUGGAAUUCUAUGAUCUCGGGUUAUGAACAGAGUGGAGAUGCUUUUGAGAGCUUAAGUCUUUUCUGUAAAAUGUUUACAGAAGAGGCAGGGCCUGAUGAAGUGACUAUUGUAACUGUUCUUGGAGCUUGUGGUCGGAUCACAGCCUUACAAUUUGGCACCUCUAUACAUUCAUGUCUAGUUAAGAAAGGAUUUUGUGUGAAUACUAUUGUGGGAACUUCCCUCAUAGACAUGUAUUCUAAAUGCGGAAGCUUGACUUGUUCACAUCGUGUUUUUGAUGAGAUGCCCGAAAAGAAUCUGGUUUCUUGGAGCGCUAUGGUUGCAGGAUAUGGGAUUCAUGGGAAGGGAAGAGAGGCUAUCGCCAUUUUUCAUGCUAUGAUAGCGAAAAACAUUCUUCCCGAUGAGGGUGUUCUUACUUCAGUUUUGUCAGCAUGUAGUCAUGCAGGAUUAAUCAAUGAGGGCAGACAAAUAUUCCGUAGAAUGACCACAGAGUACAAUGUCAAGCCUACGUCUGCUCACUAUUCAUGUUUAGUGGAUCUUCUUGGUAGAGCAGGACACUUAGAUGAAGCGUAUGAGCUUAUCAAAAGUAUGAAGGCUAUUCCUACCAGUGAUAUAUGGGCUGCCCUACUUUCUGCUUGCAGGCUGCACCAAAAUGUCAAUCUAGCAGAAAUUCUGGAACACAAAGUUUUUGAAAUGAACCCCAAAGGAGUCGGUUCCUACAUUUGCCUUUCCAAUAUUUAUGCUGCGGAGAAACGGUGGGAUGAUGUGGAAAGGGUAAGAGGCAUGGUGAGAAGGAAGGGACUGAAAAAAUCACCAGGCUGCAGUUUUGUCGAGGUAGACAAGAUGGUUCAUCAGUUCCUAGUUGGAGAUAGGUCGCAUCAGCAGACAGAGCAUAUAUAUGCCAAGUUAGAGGACAUAAAUCAGCGACUGAAGGAUGCUGGAUACAAGCCCGAUACAAGUUCAGUAUUUUAUGAUGUCGACGAAGAAGUGAAGGAGAAGAUGCUUUGGAAUCACAGUGAAAGACUAGCCAUUGCUUUUGCCCUUAUUAACACAAGUCCAUGGACCAUAAUCAGAAUCACUAAGAAUCUUCGUGUAUGUGGAGAUUGCCACACAGUGACAAAACUAAUCUCUAAGCUCAUGUGCCGAGAGAUUAUCAUGCGAGAUAUCCAUAGGUUUCACCACUUUAAAGAUGGAUUUUGUUCUUGCAGUGAUUAUUGGUGAGUCAUACUUAACCACAUUUUAAUUGUACAUUUGAUGCAGAAAUGGGAAUUCAAUUCUUUUAUUUGAAAAGCAGAUAACCAAAGUUGUUUCAACAU
Messenger RNA from Alnus glutinosa, 2400 nucleotides. RefSeq names its product putative pentatricopeptide repeat-containing protein At3g11460, mitochondrial. Gene Ontology annotation, molecular function: zinc ion binding; RNA binding; protein binding. The transcript has a single exon. Gene Ontology annotation, biological process: RNA modification. The record is from RefSeq and is a predicted model, not a curated record. NCBI's taxonomy places the organism in Eukaryota, Viridiplantae, Streptophyta, Magnoliopsida, Fagales, Betulaceae. The coding region runs from base 176 to 2305 and encodes 709 amino acids.